Messenger RNA from Bactrocera latifrons, 3734 nucleotides. Its product is annotated as esterase E4. The record is from RefSeq and is a predicted model, not a curated record. Bases 1 to 2316 code for a protein of 771 amino acids. NCBI's taxonomy places the organism in Eukaryota, Metazoa, Arthropoda, Insecta, Diptera, Tephritidae. Gene Ontology annotation, molecular function: hydrolase activity. The transcript is spliced from 9 exons.
AUGAAAUACCGUUGCAUUGCUGACUAUGUUAUUGUGACCGUUGUCAUUGUGGCGGCGAGCGGUCUUAUUGUGUUCGCCAUUGCGUCGCAGAAUGCCAGCCGGCGAUUGGGGCGAGAGUUGGCGGCGCAUGAAGCCAAUUUUACGCAAAUCACAGAACAGUUGAUGCUAAUUGCCACAACAACAACAACAAUAAUGAGUUCAAAACCAACAGAAAGCGACAUAACAGUGCCAAUGACCGAGCAACGAGGACGUAACGAUAUAACAGAUGCAACAACAACAACAGUUCAGCCAGUGUCGACAGAGCGCGGCGUCGCAUCGGCGUAUGAGCAACCUAGAAUUAGUACGGCGGGUGCUAUGAAUGCCGCAACAACAAUAGUAACAAGAGCAGCGAUGCGCACUAGAAAAAUACCGGCAUAUAUAACAACAACAAUAAAUGCUGCUGUCGAUCGAGCACAAUCGUCGCGACGAAUCACAAGGCUUAAAGCGAAACUGAUGCCAGCAGCCAUUGUGGCAGCACGCGCGGCAACCAACACUUUGGAGGAGUCAACCGCAUGGAAGACAUUAACAUCGCAUCCCAACUCGCUGGUGCAACUGUUGCCGUCACGUGCGAUGCGCGUCGUUCAAGAGGUGGUGCGCUCGCUACGCAAGGAUACAAAUGUUGUAAUCGAAACUUCAUUGGGCAAAAUUCGAGGACGCUUUCAGAAAUAUAGGUCCGGUGAACGCGGUGGUUACUACAGCUUCAAGGGUAUACGCUAUGGCGAGGCACCCAUAGGGACCAGGAGGUUCCGUGCGGCAGCGCCUGAAAAGCCUUGGUUAGGUGUGCGCGAUGCGUCGCGUGAGGGCAACAGCUGUCCGCACAAGAAUAUGAUACUGGACACAUUCAAAGGCAACGAGGAUUGUCUAUUUCUCAAUGUUUUCACCACACAACUACCCAGAGAGGAUGAUGAACUACAGCGGCCCGUUAUGGUGUGGCUACAUGGUGGCGGCUACUCUUUUGGCUCGGGCAACACUUUCCUAUAUGGCCCCGACUAUUUGGUUGCGGAGGAUAUUGUCUUAGUCACUCUCAAUUAUCGCUUAGGUCCACUAGGCUUUUUAACCGCAGGCCCCGAUGCGCCGGGCAAUCAAGGUUUGAAGGAUCAAGUGCUUGCCUUGAAAUGGGUACGCGAUAACAUCGCCGCUUUCGGCGGUGAUCCAAAACAAGUCACAAUUUUCGGUGAAUCCGCUGGCGCCUCGUCCGUACAAAUGUUGCUCCUCUCACCACUCGCCAAAGAUCUGUUCCAACGUGCGAUCUCGCAAAGCGGUUCAGCGCUGAACCCCUGGUCGAUGGCCGACAGCUCGUCGGAACGCGCUUUCCGCCUGGCCGCCAAUCUAGGUUACGUGGGUGCCAAUGAUACGGAUGAAAUUUUGGAAUUUCUGCGACGCGUGCCCGCCAUGAAACUGGUGGAGGCUGCGCCCACAACACUUACAGUUGAGGACUCACGCAACAAUAUCGGCUUGCCGUUCGUGCCAGUGGUCGAGGGUUAUUGGAAUGCGAAAGAUGGUAGAGAAAUAUACUAUGAAGAACCCUUCAUGACACAACAUCCCAGUGAUAUGUACCAACAACACAAAUUCCAUAGCAAUGUGCCGUACAUGACGGGUUACAAUACACACGAAGCCAUGCUUUUCAUACGAAGACUGCGUAAAAAUCCAAAACUACUGGAGAUUAUCGAGAAUGAUUUCGCGCGCAUGGUGCCACGCGAUCUGAAUGUUACAGACGAUCGUGAGCGCGUCACACGCGACAUACGUCAGUUCUAUUUGGGCAACAAGCAAGUGGGCAUUGAGUCCGUGGACGAAAUGAUUGCUCUCCUCACGGAUCUGAUGUUCCUGCAGGGCAUACGCAAGACUGCGCGCAAUCACGCCAAAUACGGCAGCGCACCUGUUUAUAUGUACCGUUUCUCGUACGACGGCGCGCUGGGACUCUAUAAGCGCAUGCUGGGUCUGACGCGUCCGGGCGUGUGUCAUGGCGACGAAAUGGGUUACUUAUUCAAAUUCGGAUUCUUCAACUUGAGCCUAGAUCCGCGCUCAACCGAGGUGCUCGUGAAGAAUCGCAUGGUGCGCAUGUGGACCAAUUUCGCCAAAUAUGGCAAUCCAACGCCGCAAAAUGUGGAGGACACAAUGCUGACCACCAGCUGGGCGCCCAUAAAUCCGCAGACUGUGAUGGAAGACAUUAAUUAUUUAGAUAUUUCCGUUAAUCUGAACAUGCGCAGUAAUCCGGAGUCCGAGCGACAACAAUUUUGGGAUUAUAUGUAUGAGCAUUUUAACGGUGCUGCCAUGUAGUCACACAAAAUUCACAUUAAUAUUUAUAAAUAACGGUGCACCGCUAUACACAUACAUGCAUUUCUUACAAAAACAAAAAACAUUUCGUUCAUAAUGCCAUAAACCAUAACAUAAUUACGUCACAAAAACAGCAUACCCGUACAUACAUACAAAAGUAAUAGAAGUCCGCUACAGUUGAAGUUUUAAGGGGCGCCUUAGUGUGACAGCCUGAAAACAGCUGUUUUUUGAAAUUUGAGAGAAAUUAUAAGAAAACACAGUAAACAUUUUUUUUUAAAUAUUUUUAAAAAGUUGGACUUACGCAUGAUAACGGUGCUAAAUACAGGUGCAGUCUUUCCGACCUUCUUCGUGAAUGAAACUUUAAAAAACAAAAAAACAACAGUUUGUUUGGCCGCUGUGUGCUGUAGCUAUACGAUCUGAACAAUUUCUUCUGAGAUUAAACCGUUGUCUUGGAAAAUAUCGUGUUAAAUGAAAAAGUUUUCUAUACAAGCGCUGGAUUAUGCUCAUUGAGGUUGCAUGCUAUUAUCGUUCAAUAUCGACGGUUCUAACAAAUGAAGACUUUAAUGGGUGUAAAUGAACGUGUGCAAAGUUGCAUACCGAAAAGUGAGGACUAUUUCGCGUAUAUACAGACAGACGGGCAUGGUUGAAUCGACUUAGCUCACCAUACUGAUCACUUACAUAAUUUUUAAGAGUUUUCGCGGUUUUCUUCUUGGUAACGAUUCAUUACUGUGCAAUUUAAAAAAAAUUUAAAUUGACCCAAAAUAUGGUGAGAUCAAAAAACUAGUUAGAUUAUUGUAUAUAGUAUAGAGAAAACAUACAGAAAUAUUUAUAGUGAUCUUUUUGAUCACUUUGUCUACUAAUUUCAAAUAUAUCUUUUUGAGGUUUGGAAGCAUUUUACUCAAAAAGUGCUGCAAAUAUCAUUUUCAAGUUUUGGUAUAUCAAAUGUUUAAAGGGAUAACCGAACGAAAUAUGAAGAAAAUUAAUUUUUUAAUUCACACUCGGUGUGCCCCUUAAGUUAAAUGUCCGUGAUAGUUCUACCAUAAAUACGCAACACAUCACUGUCGUCACCAAUUUCAGCGAUCUAACUAUAAUAGCUCAUUCAUUUGCGAUUCAUUGCAUCGUAAAAAAUUUAAUUUAAUUUAGUUUUAGUUUAAAAAUAACAUUAAUAUUUUUAGUUUAGCAUAUAAGUAAUAUUACACAACAUUCCAACAUUUCAUAUGAUGAGUGCAUUUACAAUAUUUAUGUCUAUGUUUAUACGAACAAACGCAUACAUAUAUAUGUAUACAUGAGUUACUGUACUUUUACAACUCCUUCAUUUGUAUAUAGUCAGAUUUCUGCAGCUGCUGCAGUGCUUUAAGUUAUCACUUUAAACUUUAAGUUUUCACAGGUCCCAAUUUUGUUAAAAAAAAAAUUACAUACAC